Messenger RNA from Monodelphis domestica (gray short-tailed opossum), 6271 nucleotides. RefSeq names its product fibroblast growth factor receptor substrate 2 (gene FRS2). NCBI's taxonomy places the organism in Eukaryota, Metazoa, Chordata, Mammalia, Didelphimorphia, Didelphidae. Gene Ontology annotation, cellular component: cell-cell junction; cytoplasm. Gene Ontology annotation, biological process: fibroblast growth factor receptor signaling pathway. The record is from RefSeq and is a predicted model, not a curated record. Gene Ontology annotation, molecular function: transmembrane receptor protein tyrosine kinase adaptor activity; fibroblast growth factor receptor binding.
CACCCCCUCAACCGGAAGUACUUCAGCUGAGCUUCGGGCCAGAGUGAGGCCUGGUAGCUGCUGCUGUUGCUGCCUCCGCCGCCGCUGCUGUCGCCUCCGCGGCUCCCUCGCGGGGGGUCCAGUCACCUCUUCUAGCCCAGGAAGGAGCCCGAGGGCUUGGCACCCCCUGAGCCGCGCCCCGCUGCCCCGGCGCUCAUGGAGCAACGUCAGUAAGACCCACUACUUCUCAAUGUAGAGGAGAAAAAUGAAGUCAAAUGUGGAUGAGAUCAGAUGUAACUAUGAAGAGAGUGAACUCAGAAAGGAGCUAGGACCAUACUGAGAGGAAUGAUAAUAAGAAAGAGGGGAACCAGAUGCAAACAGGAUGAAAUUGUUCAUUUGUGAUGAAGUAAAAUGCAGCCGUGGCUUUUUAGUCAUAUCAGAAGGAAACUGCAUCUGAUUUUCUCGAAAGGGAAGUUUGCAAGGAGAAGAGAAUAGGAGGAAGACCUGAAGAAAUUGCACAGAAGCAAGAAAAGGUUAUGUAAGCAAGCAAACAAAGCAUGGUAUUUUGAAGUAUGAUUAAAGUCCUGAUGUUGCAGCAGAAGUUAAGCAUAUUGAUGGCCAGAUCUAGAGAUCACAUGGUCUUCUAAAGAAGUCAUGGGUAGCUGUUGUAGCUGUCCAGAUAAAGAAACUGUCCCAGAUAAUCAUCGAAGCAAAUUUAAGGUCAUUAAUGUGGAUGAUGAUGGCAAUGAACUGGGUUCUGGCGUAAUGGAGCUGACAGACACAGAACUGAUUUUACAUACCCGUAAAAGAGAUGCAGUAAAAUGGCACUACCUUUGUUUGCGUCGCUAUGGCUACGACUCAAAUCUCUUCUCUUUUGAAAGUGGCCGGAGGUGUCAGACUGGACAAGGAAUAUUUGCCUUUAAAUGUGCCCGUGCAGAAGAAUUGUUUAACAUGCUACAAGAGAUCAUGCAAAAUAAUAGCAUAAAUGUGGUAGAAGAGCCAGUAGUAGAAAGGAAUCACCAACAAACUGAAUUGGAAGUCCCCAGAACCCCCCGAACUCCUACUACUCCUGGGUUUGGUGCACAGAAUUUACCUAAUGGAUAUCCUCGAUAUCCAUCAUUUGGAGAUGCUUCAUCCCAUCCUUCAAGCAGACAUCCUUCUGUGGGAAGUGCGCGCCUUCCUUCAGUAGGUGAAGAAUCAACACAUCCAUUGCUUGUAGCUGAGGAACAAGUACAUACCUAUGUCAAUACUACAGGUGUACAAGAAGAACGGAAAAACAGGUCCAGUGUACACAUACCUUUAGAGACAAGGCUUUCUAAUGUUGAAAGUAACAAAGCAAGAGAAGAGCAGAGUAAUAUUGAGGACAGAGAUCCUCAGAUUCUUCUUGAGCCUGAAGGAGUCAAAUUUGUUUUAGGACCAACCCCUGUUCAAAGGCAAUUAAUGGAAAGAGAAAAACUGGAGCAACUUGGAAAAGAACAAGUAAGUGGCAGCGGUACCAACAACACUGAAUGGGACACUGGCUAUGACAGUGAUGAACGAAAAGACGCACCCUCGGGGAACAAACUGGUGUAUGAAAAUAUAAAUGGGCUAUCUAUUCCCAGUGCCUCAGGGGUCAGGAGAGUUCGUCUGACAUCCACCAGUACCUCAGAUACCCAGAAUAUCAACAACUCGGCUCAGAGGAGAACUGCAUUAUUAAACUAUGAAAACUUACCAUCUUUGCCUCCUGUUUGGGAAGCCCAUAAACAAAGUCGAGAUGAAGAUGACCCCUUAGGACCAAAGACCCCAUCUCUCAAUGGCUAUCACACUAACCUGGAUCCAAUGCAUAACUACGUGAAUACAGAGAAUGUAACAGUGCCAGCAAGUGCUCACAAAGUAGAAUUUUCAAGGCGCCGGGACUGCACACCGACAGUCUUUAAUUUUGACAUUAGGCGUCCCAGUUUAGAACAUAGGCAACUCAAUUACAUCCAGGUGGAUUUGGAAGGUGGUAGUGACUCUGACAACCCUCAGACUCCCAAAACUCCCACCACUCCACUUCCACAAACUCCCACCAGGCGCACAGAGCUGUAUGCUGUGAUAGACAUUGAAAGAACGGCUGCCAUGUCAAGCUUGCAGAAAGCACUGCCACGAGACGAUGGGACGUCUAGGAAGACUAGACACAAUAGUACUGACCUGCCUAUGUGAGCCUUGGAAACACGACAUCCAUCGUUUGCACCUUUGUGAAGUUUUUAAAAAUGAAGAUGCGAGUGCUUCAUUUUCAUUUCUAAACACUAACACCUUUUAUAGACUGAUAGGAUUUUUUUUCUGAAUACUUCAUGUGCUUGUUUAACUAAAGGGAAUGAAUGUAGAGCAGGUACUCCUUAAAGAGCACUAGUUACAGUUCCUGUACAGCACCAUUGCCAUUUUCACAGUGCCUAUCUAAUCGAGAGUAGAAGUGAGUGACAUCCCGGUUUUGAGUUUUCCAAUAUUCUGGACUCGUGCCUCUCAUUUUGUCUAAUCAUGGUUGACAUUCGUAACAUUUGAUAAGAUAUCUUGGUGUGUGUGCAUUAUUAGCAGAUAAAAAUCUAGUCUUUGGAAGUAAGUAUCUGUAGAUUCACUUUCCGGGUUAGGUGGACUCCAGCAUGAGUCAUUCAUCAUUACAUUUACUAAAGGCUUUUUUUACUUGAGCCAAAUGCAUUGUACAUAAAAGGAAUACAUAUGUAAGGUGUGCCAUCCCAUGUUAUAGACCAGUCACGUCCUCUUCCUACAGCAUUAUUAGAAAGAAUAACACAUCCAUGAAUAUGGUGUACUGUUGGUGUGUAUUAGAAGGGCAGGAUGGGGGAACGAAAAGUUCCCUUCUUACCUCAUGCUUUCCUUUUAAGGGCAUGUCAAGAUUCCCUUGAUCAGAAGCACGAUGGGAAUUUAGAAUCAAUCUCAGGCCAAUACUACCAGAAAAGAGUUGCAAUUCUUGAUCAUCAGACGUAUUCUCCAAUAGAUCAUUAAUCUCAGCAUUGUUUCCUGGAGGCAUUUAUAUUUGUGCCAUUAAGUUUCCACUUACCUUUUCUUUUUACUUUUGGUGUUCAGGAUGUCUGUUUUGUUAAAUGAUGUAUUUUGGUUUAAGAUGGUUAAAUUUGUAUAUAGUUUUGUUGUUUAUCUGUUCAGUCUUAUUUAGUCUGUGUUUUGUCAAAUUAUGGUUUUGAAGGUUCAUUUGGAACUUACUGUUAGAUUUUAACAGGGUUGCCCUUUUCCAGUAUUUAUUGAUAUGCUGUUUACUUUUCAAGUCUGGUAGAGACACCCACUUGAUUUUAAAUGUUCAUUCAUGUGUCCAUGGAUGAACUCUUUGGUUGCAAAUGAAAGAAGAAGACACUAAUGAAAUAACAGGUUCCCCAGAGGUACUGUAGAUUUAUCAAUGGACACACUCCUCUGCACUUUAGCAGUGAUUUUCUGUUUUAUAAAGCCUGGCUGCAGUUGUACUUCACCCACUGUAAUAAUGUCAUCAGCUAUGUGCAUCCUUUAUAGCUAGAAUUUAGAAUUUAUAUUGAUUUUUGGCAGAAUGUUAACAUACUGUUACAUCAGCAUCGUGGGGGCAAUGGAAGAUCUUUAGCAAAGAGAUCAUGUCAUGACAUAGAAUUUAGAGGAACUGACAUUUGUUUAAACCUAUGCAUACAUUUGUCAAAUCAUCGGAGAAUCAGAAAUCCUCCAAAUUCCCUGAUUCUUGAGAAUGAAAGGGGAAGUAGAGAGAAGAGUUGGAUCGCCUUACUUUACUUAUGUUCUGAUUUUGCAUUUUAGCCUAGGUAGCCAGAUUUAGGGUUAAAUUACAACACUCACUUGUUUUCAGAUGAGUUACAUUCAAACAAAUUUCAUUUAAAAUGGUUUCAUUCAAACAAACAGCCAGUUAGUUAAUUGGGUUACCCUCUUCAUGAAGGCAGUUCAUGUAUUUGCAUAGCAGUAGAGUGAUGUCAUUGUAAACAAGGUAAAAUGUCAGUGUCCAUGUGUCUGUGCCCUUUGUCUGCCUAGCAGGGUUUUUUAAUUCUGUGAAUUUGGUGCUUGUAAAAAGGGAGAGGUGAAAAUGCUCAUUAGAGCCAUGGGGCUAGGUGUGGGGUUUCUCUGAUAUAGUUCCCUUUUGCAAUAUCUUCUACUGUUCCAUUCUUGCUUUCUCCUGAGAAGAUUUUUAAUUGUGCCAAAUCUGUGUGAUGGUUUUUAUAGCAUAGAAUAACAAUCACGACACUAAUAUAUGUGCUUUUCAUUCACAAAAUUACAGCAAAGACUGCUAGAAUACCCCCCUCCCAGAGAAAGGGCUAAUAAUAGCUGUCUAUUCUUUUAGGUCGAAACUCCUCAUUCUUUCUUUUUUCUACUUUUAUAUCCCUUCCCUCUCCAACUCCCAACUUGCUAUUUCAAAACAUGCCAAUCCAGCAGCUUUGCUGUAGGUUCUGUACUAGCAUAGCAAUACCUACGAAGUAUUUGACUUGUACUCUUAUAGAAGUAUUAGAUGCAUACAGCUGGUGCUACAAUCUGGUUACCUGCUGAAAUUCAUCUAGUUUCCUAUUUAAUAAAUACAUUCCCUUAGAGACUUUGCAAUAAGACUUAAACUGCACUCGAGGAAUGUGUAUCUGACUUACCAGGUGUACAUUUUUAUGAGCUACUUUUGUUAGCAUAUAAUUUAUUCCCAACUGAAUCUCCCUAUACACACCUAGUCUCCAUCUGCAUUCUCCCAGAUGGAAGGAGAUAGAGCUACUUUUCCUUGGCAUGACUUCUUUCUUGAUUCUCUCUUCGUGUAAGAAUUAAAAUUUGGUGCCUUCCCUCCCACCAGGAAGAUAGUCAAGUGGUUCUUUCAUUUUACUGCUGCUUGUGGAGUGAUGAGAUAUGCACUUUACCCUUGAAGACUCAGCAAAAAAGAUUUUCACUUUCCAGCUGAUCUAAAAUAGACUGCAGAUAUCAGGCUUGGGUCUUACUAAAAUUUGCCAAUAAGUUUUUGUGUUUAUAAAUGUUAAUUAACAUUGAUCCCAUGGUUAAAUGUUAGAUGGAAUAAUGUAAGAUGGACAAGGCUGUAUUUUUUUUUCCAGAAAAUCUGUGGCACAUCGUAUUUUUUAAAAAGUACCUCAGUAAUGUUUUACACAUUUGGGAAAGGGGCCUUAUGUUUUCAGCUUCCCAGCCACCCAACACUGUGUUUUUGCCUGAAAGUAAAUCUGUUUUUUUAUACCAAGCUAAAGAUGACCGUCCCUUCCCCCAGGCUAUCUAACCAAUAAUGCCCCUGUAAUUUGUGCAGUGUGGAGUAAGUGUCCACAGAUUCUGCCUCCAUCAGAGAACUCCUGGGUAAGUAACAGGUAUCUUACCAUCACAUUUACAGUUCUGCUGUGUGAGGUAUAUGGUACUAAUAAUGUUUUCCCUAAACUUUGCCAAAUGUUGAACAUAGGCAUUGGUACUGAAUUACUGAAUGUAUAGAAAACACAUUUGACUUGAAAAAUAAGUCUUUAUACCACGUACCACAAGAUGCUGUGCCCAGACCAGCCCUGGCCUACCUUUCCUCCUUCCAGUCCUCCUUUCACUCCAUUGACCUCCCUUCUGCCCUUUCCCUGUCUCUCCUCGUUUCCAUCACCCUAUCAUAUAACAAACACUUCAUUCUGUUGUAGCAUCUUUAGGGCUAGUUUUUCUGCAUCUUUGACUACACUAUAGAGUUGCAGUUGCAGUACAAUUGGAUACCAUUAUAGCAUGGAAAAUGACUGGUAUUAAUAGUACAGUAGUCACCAGUGUGCCACAGUUGCAUUAUUCAAUGCAAAAUAUACAUUUUUAUAAAGGCCAAAUUUGUAUUAUGUUUUUAUUUCAUUACAGUGUAUAAUAUUGUAAGAUUAUUAUGUCCUAAUUCACAUUAUAAAAUGUUAAGUUUUUCCUACUUAAAGGCAUAAAUAUAGCAACUUUGUAUAAAGGUAGCUUACUAGAUUUUUAAUUUUUUCUUUUAUAAAAAGUUGUCUAAACAGUGGGACUACCAUUGCCAAAUUGUAUAUGAAAAUAUGAAUUUUGCCCCUCCCUUUGGUUAAUUUCUUUUAUAAACAUUCCAUGUUUCUCUAAUAAAAGACAAAAGUGAUACUGUACUAUGCAGAAAUUGUGUAUUUUUGAUGCUGUUUUCUUAUCGCCAUUUAAAUUUUGGUUUGCUUUUUUUAGUAUUGAUAAUAACUUACCAAAUGUUAAAAGCCUUGUGCCAUGUGAUGUUGACAUCAUUGUGUGCCCUUCUCUUGAAGCCCUCGUUUCCCAUCAUCCCUCAUCAGUGCCAACUUCAUAUUUUGUAGCAUGGCAAUAAAAUAUUGAGUUUAUAUUAUAA